This is a messenger RNA of Amblyraja radiata (thorny skate), 422 nucleotides long. RefSeq names its product fatty acid binding protein 6, ileal (gastrotropin) (gene fabp6). Gene Ontology annotation, molecular function: lipid binding. The transcript has 4 exons. The record is from RefSeq and is a predicted model, not a curated record. NCBI's taxonomy places the organism in Eukaryota, Metazoa, Chordata, Chondrichthyes, Rajiformes, Rajidae. Bases 36 to 422 code for a protein of 128 amino acids.
AUCUCCAGACUGUGCCUGAUCACAACUGUAGCAACAUGGCUUUCACCGGAAAAUAUGAAGUUACAAGUCAGGAAAAUUAUGAAGAUUUCAUGAAGAUCCUGAAGUAUUCUGCUGAUGUCAUUGAAAAGGGAAGGAACGCCAAGGUCAUUACGGACGUCACCCAAAAUGGAAAUGAUUUUACCUGGAUCCAAAUUUAUCCUGGUGGAAAAACCAUGAAGAACACAUUUGCUAUUGGCCAGGAAUCAGAUAUGGAAACCAUGGAUGGCAAAAAAUUCAAGGCAAUAGUCAAAAUGGAAGGAAAUGCACUUGUUUGCGACUUUCCAAACUAUCACCACACUUCAGAGAUUUCAGGAGGAAAUCUUAUUGAGACAUCAGCAUGUGGUGGUGUGGUUUACAAGAGAAUUAGCAAGAAAACUGCCUAA